Molecule: messenger RNA, 2179 nt
Organism: Calliphora vicina (urban bluebottle blowfly)
Lineage: Eukaryota; Metazoa; Arthropoda; Insecta; Diptera; Calliphoridae
Gene: Rsph4a
Product: Radial spoke head protein 4a
Exons: 3
Coding region: 11-2179 (722 amino acids)
Biological process (GO): axoneme assembly; cilium movement involved in cell motility; cilium assembly
Cellular component (GO): axoneme; radial spoke
Source: RefSeq, a predicted model, not a curated record
AUCAGAAAUAAUGGAUUUAGAUAACAUUUUAUCUUGUGACGAUUUUCUAUUGGCGAAUACAUCUAGUAGUAUUCAAACUGGUGUAGAUUAUCCCUGUGCUAAGUUUCUUAAGGAAUCUCAAGCUAAAGUUAAAUCUCCUUUACAAAAUGCACCAGUAAAAUGUGAACCACCACCGGAACAUUAUAUGUUUAGCAGUUCGUCUUCGUCAAUGUCAAGCGGCUUGAUGUCACACGAUGUUCGUUCGACAAAGGAACCUCUAAUAAAGGCACCAAAUAUUGAUUAUGAAGUUGCUGUAGCCAAAUCGAUAAUGCAACAAUAUAGCAACAUAAGUGGAGAUAAUUUAUUUGAUCAUCUCUCCGAUAUUAUAAAACGUGUUAUAGACGAACGUCCUCCUAAUGUAAUUGAUUUUUUCGAAGAGUUUAGUCGUAGUGUUCGUGAGCAAAAGUUUCACUUACCAGAACGUUUUCCACCAGAUGCGGUUUAUGAAGAGAAUCGUAUGUACAAGGUGGCCAAAAAACAACUGAUAUCUAUGAAACUGCCCUAUCCAAACGAUUUAACGAUUCAGAAUGCAGCUGAAGAUGAUUUAGAAGAGGAACGUACAAAAAACAAUGAUUUUAAGUUGGAAUUAAAACAGGAUUAUUUGGACAAAUUUCACACCUUCAAUGAACGAGUACAGCAUUUACAAUUCUUUUGGAAUCAAUGUGGUUUCAGCAUCAGUUCUGAGGACAUUUUUCAAUUAGCAUGUUCAAUGAAUCGCUUAGAAACACAUCCUUCAAUAAUGCAAUGUCGUUUUUGGGGCCAGGUCAAUGGUUUAAAAGCUUCCUACUAUGUGGUGGAAGCAACUUUAUCCAAUGAGGAAUAUGAAUCACGUUUACAGCAAAUGGAGAAGGAAAUGCAAGAAAAUCAUGCGCAAGCAAAUAGGGAGAGUGCUUCAAAUCAAAAUCAAUUUUCACACAUUGGUCCCGAGCUAACUCCUGGUGCUAUUGGCUGGGAAAAUCAUGCAGAGGAAGAUUUAUUUAAAAUGAAAACUAAUGAAUUGCCAGUACCUUUGGUGAAAGAUGUGGAAGUCUUUGAUAUACCACCGGAACCUAUUGGUAAAGGUGUAAAUCGUUAUUCUUACUUUGUUGUCAACUCCUUGUCGGAUGAAUGGAUUGAACUGCCAAUUGUAACACCAAAACAGAUUUCACUAUCAAGGCAAAUUAAAAAAUUUUUAACCGGUGAUUUGGAGGCAGAUAUUGUUUCAUAUCCUUGCUUUUGUGGCAAGGAAAAACACUAUUUAAGAGCAAUGAUUGCUCGUAUAACGGCUGGCACUUAUAUAGCACCAAAGAAUUAUUAUCGUAAAAUGACUAAAAAGGAGAGGCGUAUAUUUGAAGGUGGCGAGGAUGAUGAAGCUGAAGACGAGGAAGAAGAAGAGGAGGAAGAGUCCCGAAUGGGAGAUGAAGAAGGAGAACCGGAUAACGAUAUUGUUUUAUUGAAAAACGAAAAGUACGAUUCCUCCAUCCAACUCACCACGUUAAAUAAUACCGAAAAAUGGGUUCAUAUACGACCAAAUAUUCUACUACAAGGGCGAAUAGUCUGGUAUAAUGAAGAAAAGGCACAACGAGAAAGAGAAAAUGAACGCAAACGUUUAGAAAAAAUGCGUUUACAAGAAGAAAUGGCCGAAGAUGAAAGCGGCCGCGAAGAAGACAACGAGGAAGAUGAAGAUGAGGGCGAAGAAGAGGAGUUGGAAGAAAAUGCUGAAAGAGGUCCACGAAUAUUAACUUCUUGCAGCCAAGACAUUAGCAGUGAAACUUCAGUGCCUUGGGUAGGACGAUUUACCAGCAAAUUUACUAAUCAAAAUGAAAGAAUCCUUAUAAUGAAAUCAAAUGUUUGGCCCGGAGCUUAUACCUUCAUCUAUAAAGAUCUGUGUGAGUCUAUAUAUUUGGGCUGGGGUCAUAAAUUAGUUUCGCGUAAUAUGUCUUGGAAACAUAUGACACCCAUUGCUGAAGAAUAUCAACAUCUGCCGGUAGAUUUUAUUGAAACCAUUGAUCCCAGUGUAGAAAUGGAAGAGGCUUAUCAAUUGAGUUUAUUAAAGAAAGAAUUCAAAUUUAAACAAAUAGAUGAUUAUGAGGAACAUGCAGCAUUAGAAUCAACUGAUGACCAAGAAGAUGAUGACGAUGAAGAUGAAGAGGAAGAAUAG